Molecule: messenger RNA, 4474 nt
Organism: Strongylocentrotus purpuratus (purple sea urchin)
Lineage: Eukaryota; Metazoa; Echinodermata; Echinoidea; Camarodonta; Strongylocentrotidae
Gene: cog2
Product: conserved oligomeric Golgi complex subunit 2
Exons: 18
Coding region: 159-2378 (739 amino acids)
Biological process (GO): intra-Golgi vesicle-mediated transport; Golgi organization; protein transport
Cellular component (GO): COG complex; membrane
Source: RefSeq, a predicted model, not a curated record
AGUGCAGCGCAGAGGCCGAGGGCGAUCAAUACCGGUACCUAUGUGGUGGACGUGGACGUGGCCGCUAUCAGCUAUCGUAACUUGUGAAGUGUAACCGAAGACGAAGUCCCUUCUCUUAGUCAAUACAGGUGGUCUAAUUUAUCCCUAAAAGCAUAAAAAUGUCUUUGAAUUUGAAGCUCUUACCAGUUGGGACGGAUCAAACAUCACUUUGCUUUGAUCAGGAUAUAUUUUUGAGGGGCGACUUUGAUGUGGAUAGCUUUGUGGCAGAAUGCAGGCAUCAUGUCCAGUUGGAAACCUUGCGAGAGGAUCUUCACAUCUACUUCAAGACCCUCAAGAAUGCCAUGGUGGAACUCAUCAAUAAGGACUAUGCUGACUUUGUCAAUCUCUCAUCGAACCUGGUUGGAAUGGACAAGGCCAUUGGCAAUCUCUCAGUUCCUCUUGGUCAACUCAGAGAAGAAGUUAUGAGUGUUAGAUGUGCCAUCGAUGAAGCCAUUCAAGACGUUGAAGAGAAAAUGGCUACCAGAAAUAGAACUCGUCAGAAGAAGGCAUGCUUGCAAAGGUUGAUGAACAUAGUGAAGUCUGUGGAGAAGAUGGAGGGUAUUCUAAGGAUUACAGAAGACAGUGAACCACAGGACAACACAAGCAUUGAACUUACUGGCCAGCAAAUUGAGAGAGUGGCAUCGGAAUUUAACCAGCUACAGUACUACGUAACUCAGAGCAAAGGACUCCCUCUAGUGGAGAAAAUUAGACCUAGGAUAGCUGCCAUUACCGUGACCCUCCAGCACAGUCUUGAGAAGUCUUUCAGGGAGGGCUUGGGAGCUGGGGACACCAAUGUCCUAUGUCAGUGCCUGAGAACAUAUGCCACCAUAGAUAAGAUGAGGGAUGCUGAGGCCCUCUUUAGACAGAUUGCUGUCAAACCGUACUUAGACGAGAUCAUCAGUGAGAGUUUCCUUCACAACCAUCCUCAGGGUCUGAAAGGCAUGUACUCCAGAAUCCUAGACUUCAUUCCCAAGCACUGUGACCUCAUCCGUGAGGUCACAUCACCAAGUCAAAGUGCCAGUGGACAGGAGAUAGUGAGAGGCUAUGACUUCCCAGUCAAUGCUGCAUGGCCUGAGAUAGCCAGCAGUCUAGAGGCCAGGACGCCGUCCAUCUUUGCCCCCGGCAACCCUGAUGUAUUCCACCAGAAAUUCCUACUGACUCAAGACUUUGUGGAUGGGUUUGAGCGGCAGUGCGGCUCCCAGGCCAGCGUGAAGCGUCUCAGGUCCCAUCCUACCUACAGUGCUUUCAUGACCAAGUGGAGUCUGCCUGUCUACUUCCAAUUAAGGUUUCAAGAGAUAGCAGGGCAGUUUGAGGCAGCACUGAUGUCUCCUUUCAGCAUUGCACCAGAUGGGUCUAAGUAUCAGCUGUCUGCCAGCCAGGUCUUGUGGGAGUGUCUACAGAGAUGUUGGCAUGACAACGUCUUCCUGACCCCGCUGUGUCAUCGCUUUUGGAAGCUGACCCUUCAGCUCCUCUCUAGAUACGCCGUCUGGGUGGAUGAGGUUUAUAACACCGAGAUCACAGAGGAAGGCAGGAAAGCAGCCGAAGAGAAAAGGCAGCUGCAGGCAGUAGCCAAAAUGGAGCUCAAGGCCGAUGGGGAGGGAGGAGAACGUUUAACACCAUCACCCAUCCCAUCAGGUCCUCCUCCGGUCACCUUGCCACAACUGGUCAAGAUGGUAGCCGAUAUUGAUGCCAUCAUAGCUGGGCUUCCAAAAGUUUUUCAGGAACACGUCAAGCCAAAGCUCUUAUUAGUCAACUGUACAGAGUUCACUGCAUUGGAAGAAGCCAUGGAAGACAGUGUCACAGCCAUUCAGACUCGCUUGGAAGCCACCAGCGUGCAUGUGACCCAGGGGGUGGGGUCCCUCUGUGUGGUACAUCUGAAAGGAGCCAAUGAUAUCCCAAGGCUCUACAGGAGGACCAACAGAGAGGUUCCCAGCAAGCCAUCAAGCUAUGUGAGCAGCACUCUGAAGCCUCUGCAGACAUUCGUUGAAGACCACCGAGCCAUCCUAUCAGACAGCAGGAGACAGGAAUGGACUCUAGCCGUCAUUUCAAACAUCACAAAAGAGUAUCUAGCCAUCAGCACAGAACUCCUGACCUCGGUCAAGAAGAUGGAGGACAGUCUGAAGCGGCUCAAGGCUCUCAAGAAGACCGGUGCUGCAGCAGGGUCGACACCCUACCAAGGCAUGUCGGACGAUGAUAAGAUCAGGUUACAGCUAGCUCUGGAUGUCAGGUUCUUUGCUCAACAGAUUGAUGCUUUUGGCUUGGUCAGCAUAGAGAUCUCAGUUUUCCAGGAACUCAGUACUUUGGUCGAAGCCACAGUAAAUCAGUCAGCAUCAAGUUGAACUGUUGCGUUCUAAUAUUUAUAAAUUAAAAUCUUUGUUAUGUAUUCAAGGCAUGGUUUGUUAAUCUCUGUCAUUUUGUUUGUGAAAAUUGGAACGCGAAAAUAGAUGGAAGGCUUUAUGAUUUAAUUUUAGUUAAAGCACAUAUUUGCAAAAACAGGAAGUAACAUAAUCAUAUUUACUUCAUAUAUGAAUGAGACAGAUGUUUGUAAGCUAUGGAAUGAGUAAGGGCUGAAGAGUUAGAGAAUGCAUUAACCUUGAGAACAUUUUUAAACCGAAAAACAGCCCUCUCCACCUUAUUUCACAUACAGAAACUUUUUAUUAGAAAAUAUGAAUUAAUGACAUGAAAAAAGAAAAUUGUCAUAUAUCAUGAUACUUUUUCUAAAAUUUCUUAAAACUGACUUUUCCUGUUGUUUACUUUCACAUUCUUUGAAUACCGAACAAAAAAGGGGAUAUUUGAUCGUUUUUUUAAAGUAGAAUCUUUGUUACUUAACAUUUCUCUUCUGAAAGGAAUGUUUUUUUAGUUUCCUAAAAGCAAGAGAGAAGCAGAGAGCAAAAAGAUGCAGACAGACCAAAAGAAUGACAAGUAUCAAAUAAAUCCCUUGAAAUAUUGUGAAUUCAAGUUCUAGUUAUGUCCACACUGGGUAGAUGACUACUACGUUCAACAUAAACAUGUUUGACACUAAGCCAAAGGCAACUCUAAAUGAAAAACACAAAAACCCUGUUUCGAAUUAAGAAAAAAAUUGAAAUACCUUUUCUAUCAUCCUUUUUUCAACAAUGUCAAAUUCAGGUUUCGUUGUUUUUUAUUUAUUGCAAAUAUAUAUAUUAUAUGUAGGUUAAACAGCUAUCGAUAAAAUUGAUAGAACUGUCUUUUUCAAAGUGAAGUAGUGCCACUCUCAAAUCUCAAUCUUGUAUUUGUUUUUGUUUUGCUACUGUACUGUCAAAGAUACCGUAAGCUUGAGUUCUGGUGAUGAUAGAAACAAAAUUCCCACAGAAUCCAACAAACUUUCACCGAAUGUUCAAGAUUACAAAUAAAGGACAUGUGCCAAACGAUUUUGGUAGAAAAUGUAGAGGCUGAGUAAUGAGCAUAAAAAGAAAAGGAAAUCAACGUAUUGUAGGCCUGACACCAUGUGCUUAACUGAUGUCACUUUUUGUAAAUGAGAGUUGUAGUUUUAUUGAAGAUGAGUUCCAGCAAGUUUUUGUAAGGUUAUUUUUGUUUUUGUUUUUAUUUUACCGGCUCAAACAAUCAAUCUCCUGCAGGACAAACAAUCCAGAAUUAGUUAUAGCCAUGUUCUCUCUACAUAUGAUGGCCAUACCAGAGCUCAAGAUUAGCUUUAAGCUAAAAUAUCCUUUUAAAAUAAAAAAAAUAUUUUAAAUCUGAACCAAAUGUUCUUCCAUUUCAUACGUGAAUGAAGUAAAGAAAACUAAUUGCAUGUGAUCUGUUUUCUGACCCAGCAAAUGGAAAAUGAAGUGAAAAUCUGAAUCUGUUUGUUCUCUGUAUUAUUUUAUGUUGAUACAUGUUACUUGAAUCAUUGAUAUCGAUAUUGAGACAUGUAGAGGUAUAUCAGUUUAUUUUCUUUACAGUGUAUAUUUGCUAUAUAUGUAAAAUACCAAACAUUUACAUGGCCAUAUCAGAAACAUUUUCCAAAGCCAUAUCAAGGCAAUACUUUUAUACUUGUAGCUGUAUAGUUAUUAUUGCAAUUUUGUUACUUUAAAUAAUGCUGAUUUAGUGUAUUUGUAUCAGAGAUUUCCAGAUAGGUAGUGCAAUUUUCUUUUCUUUUAGCUUUGAAGAGAUAUUCAAAGAUGUUUUCAUUUUUUCCUUUAUUAAACAAAGCCAUUCUUAUGACAGUUCAAACAGCAUUCAAACAUUGUAUUUUAGAUCAAGUAUCAAUAAAAAAAAAUAUUUAAAGAAAGAAAUCAUACAAUUAUCACUGAAUUCAACUAUGGUUGUAAAGAUUUUAUUUCCAUAAUGCUAUGACAUGAAUUCAUAGAUAAUAAGAAUGAUAAUAAAUGUAUAUGUACAUGAAAUAAAUAUAAUACAUCUUGUAAAAAUACUAUAUUAUUUGACAAUAAAUACACUUGUAUCAAGUCUAUCAUAA